CUAGCUUUAUACCUCCAAACACCAACUCCGGCCAUUCAUUGCAUUGAUUCAUACCUUGUGUCAUUUGCUUCUUCAAAAGAUUCGUUGAGUACUUUAACUCUUAUGGAAAGUGCCGCUUCUCGGUAUACCAUAUCGGGGCAGGGACUUUCCUUUUUCUUAUCGCUGUCUGCGAGACACCGUCCUCCAGCUCCUGCGAGUGUGUGUGUUGCGGGGUCCUUGAGUUGCGUCACUUAUCUUUAGUGGAGAACAAAGGGAGUGCCUUAUCUGUGCACUCGAUUCCGGAAAAUAUGCCUCUGUGUCGAAAGAGCCCAUCGUAAGGUUGUCAUCAGUGUGUGUCCUGGCUCCUGAAUGCAGCGGUCGUGCCGGUUGUUGGCAUGAGCUGUGCGUGACCGCUGUCUGUAGUUGCCAUGGAGUGCGAGUGCAGGUGGUUGUGAUUCCGCAGUGCAUCUUGCUGCGCCGUGUUGCCUUCGGAGCUUUGAAGGCUGGUUGACUGUUCCUUGCAACUGGACUCCUCAUUCAAUAAUUUCCUCAGUUCGGAUUGCAUUGUACUUUAGAAGAAUUGAUGGGAUCAGCGGCAGAUCAGAGAGACCGCCAGAGCAGCACGUCUGGACGGCCAACCACCUGCGCCUGAGUAACAAGUCGUACGCUCUGCAACGCCCCAUGGCAAAAUUGGUCCUCCUGCAGCAGCUCGGAAUAUCAGUGCCUGAAAUCUACAGCAGCAAGAACCUAGAGCAGCAGCACGCGCUAGUCAUUUCCUCCUCACCCGCCCUGUGCACGCAGCCACAAUCCAAACUCGAACCCCUCCAGUGUAGUGCAGAGACCACCCCCCUGCCUAGUGAGUGCAAAACCCACCUGACACCCGUGGCCCCAGUUGUAACAACACUCUUGCCCCCGUGUGUCGCACCAGCAUGUCUGUGGACACAGAGCCCAAGUCUCAGGUGCCUUCUGGCCAGCAACUGCUAGACCAGCGUUGUUCGGUGCAGUCUUCAUCUUCGUCGUCGUCAUCUUCGUCGAACGAUGGUCGCUGCCGCCGUGCCACACCACCGGACGGCGGCUGGGGCUGGGUGGUCGUGUUUGCCUCCUUCAUGAUCAACCUAAUCGCCGACGGUGUCUCCAUGUCGUUCGGCAUCCUCUUCGUCGACCUCAUCGACUACUUCGAACAGAGCAAGGGCAAGACAGCAUGGGUGGGCUCUCUCUACCUGAGCAUGCCACUUCUCACAGGCCCCAUUGCGUCGUCACUGACCGACCGCUAUGGCUGCCGGCGCGUCUGCAUCGUCGGCUCGCUUCUAGCUGCCAGUGGCUUUGUGGCUUCCUACGUUGGCACGUCCCUCGAGUUUCUUUUUCUCACAUUCAGCGUGUCUGGCUUCGGCCUGGCCCUCUGCUACGUAACGUCCAUCGUAAGCGUUGCCUACUACUUUGAGAGGCGACGGUCACUAGCCACUGGUCUGGCUGUCUGCGGCACAGGCAUUGGAACGUUUGUCUUUGCUCCUCUGACCAUCCGCCUGCUCGAAACAUAUGCCUGGCAGGGAACGCUGCUCAUUCUGGCCGGCUUCUUUCUCAACAUGGUGCUUUCUGGUGCCCUCAUGCGAGACCUCGACCUCUUUGGCGAUGACGACGAAGAUGAGAAUGGCACAGACACACACGAGAAGAAGACCCUGCCCUCUGCCGGAGGAAGUGACCAGAGGCUCUGCAGCUCGCUCAUUCAGCUUCCGACGUACAUCACGGACCAGCGCGGUGCGCCCCUGGAUGUGUUGUCCGAGAACUACAACAAGGAGAAGGGCCACCUGAACUCGCUUCUGGAGCAGCACCCCAAUAUCUGGAACACCAUCGACCCUAGCUCGACCAUCAAGAGCAUGCCACCAAACUUCGUGCUUCCACCUUCAAAGGCCAGUGCCGCCACCGGCCCGACAGCAAAUGCCCUGGGAUGCCGCGACGGGCCGAACGGCUGGGGUGGCGAGCGCCGUCUGCAGCAGCGGGCUGACUCGGCGUGCCUGCGUAACAUGCGGCUCCAGCGGGGCAGCCUCACAUACCGCGGUGCCAUGCUUAACAUCCGCCGCUAUCGGCUCCGAGCAUCGAGCUGCCCCGACAUCUACCGCAACAGCAUGUUGACCAUCAGUGGAGAGGACAAGACGUGCCAGUGGCUGAGCGACUUGAAGGAGGUGCUGCAGGACUCUAUGGACGUUAAGCUGUUCCUCAACGGCCGCUACACGCUACUGUGUAUCUCCAACUUCCUGCUCAACGCGUGCGUUGACAACCCCUACAUGUACCUGCCCGACAGCGCCAUCCAGCUGGGUGUUGACAAGGACCGGGCCUCCUACCUCAUCUCCUUCAUUGGCAUCCUCAACACCUUUGGCGUGGUGAUAGUGGGCUACCUGGGCGACAAGUCGUGGCUGGAGCCCACACUGCUCUACAGCCUGCUGACGGCCGUCAGCGGAGCGGCCAUUGCGGUGCUGCCCAUGGUGAGCAGCUACAUGGCCCUGUCCCUGCUGAGCUCGGUGUACGGCUUUGCCAUCUCUGCCAACUACACGCUGGUGCCGGUCAUCCUGGUGAACCUCAUCUCGCUGGACAACUUCACAGGCGCCUAUGGCCUCCUCUUGCUCAUCCAGGGAGUGGCCGGCCUCAUGGGACCCCCCAUUGCAGGCUGGCUGUGCGACACGACCGGUGCGUACGAUGCCACCUUCUACUUCAGCGGCCUGAGCAUCCUUGCCUCGGGCGUGCUCAUGCUGCCCGUGGCCAGCAGCUGGCGCUGCCAGAACCCUGCCUCCUUCAACAACCGUGACACUGACAGCACGUCCUCCUCUUCAGCAACCGCUGCCACCACCGAGCGGCGCAAGCACGUCACGACGGUCCUCCUCCCGCAGAACGGCGCCAACCCUCCUGUGGCUAAAUUCGGUGAAGAGGCGGCGGCUCCGCACGAGACCGUGGCACUAGUCAGCAACGGCAUCUGCGUGUGAGCUUGCCCUCCAUCUUCUUUCCUCCACGCUUGGAUCUGGAAGCAUGACGCCGGCAAGCCGCGUCAGACAGUCAGACUUUCUCUUUCUUUGGUUUUGUCAACCUUGUGCACUGCAUUGGCAGUCACGUGAUCUCUGGCCUGCACGUGGGAAAGUCAAACCGGCACAUCUUUCCUCGCAUUGCGUAGCAGCACAUUGUUGGUUGUUACUGCAGAGGGGAUUUUUAGCAAGGCGCAUGUGGUCUCUCUGUGGUCUCAUGUGAUGCCUCUGAAAAACAUGUGGCCCAGUUUGUUUCGUGCAGCAGCUGCUGGGGUUUGAACGUUGCUAAAGCCCGAGGCUCAUUUUGUAACAAUCCAUUUGACUUGUCCAUACAUUUUGUCCUGUGGCAUUGGCUCAUAAGUCACUGUUAUCACCGAGAUCGGUCACUCUGCGCGAUGGAUGAUAAGAAAAAUGAAAAUUAAACGAAAUGGAUUGUUACAAAAUGUUGCUUCUGGCUAUCUAAGUUCCCAAGUGUAAAGACGACUUCUCCUUCAGAAUAACACAAGUGUAACAAAGGCUUUCCUAGACAACACAUGGAGUUAGAUGUAGUCACUUGCACAGUGGUUUUCUUUCUUUUCAAAUGCAAGCAUUUAUUUUAAAGUGAGCACGAAGUAAGCAAAAGCAGCGAGAUGCACACAGCACCUGCUUUGUGUAUUAACAUGCUUCUGGCCGUCUUGUUGAUUUUUUGCCAUUGCCUCUUCUUGUCUGUUUGCAUUAUUUUUUAUAUAUCUAAGGUCUUGCAGAAUUACAUUGAAACUUGAAUCAAUUUGUACUUACACCAGCUUUACUUUCACACAUCUAUGUUGAGCAUGUACAACUUGUGUCGGUUAACCACUGGUGCAGUGGUUGGUCCUUGUGCCAUCAUGGUUUACUUUAUUGCGAACAGUACUUAUAGCAUGACAUACUAGGAUAUUAAAAAGAAAGAAUAACGAAUCGGCACAGUGUCCGGCUGAUCCUUUCACUUAACCAUUUGUGGCUCAUGCGCAGUGAUGGUAAGCUUUCUUAAAAUACAAAAGUUUCUUCUAUUAAAGUUUGGUCCAGAAGAGGCCUAGGCAGGCCAAGAUGAAAUGUGAACAAAAUUUUAAUGUUGCAAACGCAACAUGACUGUGCAUAUUGCAAACCUGUGUCAAACAUUGUGAUGCAGCUCACUGUGCAUUUAUGCGUCUAACCCACAGCCCCGGCUACAACCCUGGAAAAUAAAUUGUAGAGAAGUAUGGCACGCAUAACCUUAUAAUUGCAUGCAACAUUUAUAACCUUGUAAGAGCACUCCUGAGGGGGAGCCUUUGGCACAAAAUUAAGCUCUGUAAAUGAUCUGGUUUUGUAUGUUUGGCCGUCACUUUUCAAGUGCACUGUGGUUUCAUGGCAAUUCAACCUCAUAGUCCACCUUUAUUAUUGAAUUUUUCUUUUAGAUGGAACUUCACAGCAGCCCUCUGCUGCAUUGCCAUGAAGCCAUACAUGAAGGUGACGUUCGGCUAUUGAUAGGAGCCCUGCCUAUUUCUCCCCCCUAUUUGAGAAAUUACUGGCAUGGCUUAUAUGCUCAAAAAUGCAGCACACUAGAGCCCAUUAUCUUGCAGCAGGUAAAAUGUCAGUCGUCAAGGCUGAGUCAGUUUGCUCAGAAUGCGGGGCAAUUUGUGCAUGCCAAUGUUGCAAACUUAUGUGUGACCAUACAUCUUCCAGUGAAAAACUUCGUUUCUGGGAAAGUUGAAAUCUUCAAAUCAUGCAGCUCGAUGCUCAGGCUUUCUGUGCAAAUGAAUGGGACACAGAGCUGUGGCCCAGCAGGCUGAUCAGCCAUGCGCUGUAGGAGGCAACAUUUUACUAGGCACAAUAUGAAACAUCUUGAACCAAAUUGAAACUUUGCCGAGUGGUGCUGUGUUGAGCAUUUUUGGGUGCGCAAACAACCCCGUCUGCAUGACUGUUUGCUCUGCGCGAUGACACGUGGGCACCGGUACUUUUUGCAGCCUGAAACCAGCAAUAACACAGCUCUAGGUACGGGCAGUCUCGUGAAAAAUACUGCAAACUGGUUCCCAUGAAGUGGUCCCUUCUAUUUGACACACUUUCUUGCUUAAAUCUCAUCAGCACUUAAAGCGCAGUUUGUUUACACAGCGCCACCCUUGGUUUUAGCUAAACAUUGUAACUUGGCUAGUCUUUUGAAAUGCCGCCUGACUAGAGCAGGUGUUUGUGGACACUGCAUCCUCGUGUAUAAACAGUCGCUUUCGCCGUGAUGCCGUGUGCAUCCGCUUGUUCUGAGGGCUGAAGGUCUGAUUGCGCAAGUGCCAUCUGCAUGCGUUGUCACACCAGGGAGAAACGGGAAUGUAAGGAAACAAUCCAGAAGUGGAGUUCCUUUAUCCACAUUUGUGAGUGUAUGUUGCACCGAUGCAAAUCUUAAUCAGGCGCUUAGGUCCAGCAGCCAUGUAUGUUGGAUCACACAUGGCAGUUUCAAGCGACCAAGCGUAUUAGGUGCCCUACUCUGAAUUUCUCAAACACAUUCUAAUACCAGUGUGAUGGUGCAGCUCGUAGCUGAAUGUUAUGAUACAUUGUGACAACUGUGUGCAAAAAGAUGAAUGUCGUUAUUUUGCACCAGCUGACACAGGAAAUGACUACAGAAAACUGGGACAAAGGCACGUCCCAGAGGAAGCUGACAACGCUUCUUCAGUCCGCUGUGGUUUGGAAUGCCUAGGCCUUGAACUUCUCUAGGUAGCAUGUUUACAUUAAGCUUGAACUGUGGCCCCAUUUCUUCUCAAGUGAUGGAGCUUUAUAAAGGCAUUCAACAAUA
Messenger RNA from Dermacentor andersoni, 5763 nucleotides. RefSeq names its product monocarboxylate transporter 12-like. Gene Ontology annotation, molecular function: monocarboxylic acid transmembrane transporter activity. The record is from RefSeq and is a predicted model, not a curated record. Gene Ontology annotation, biological process: monocarboxylic acid transport; transmembrane transport. Lineage: Eukaryota; Metazoa; Arthropoda; Arachnida; Ixodida; Ixodidae.